Messenger RNA from Abrus precatorius (Indian licorice), 1779 nucleotides. Its product is annotated as protein NRT1/ PTR FAMILY 5.2-like. Gene Ontology annotation, molecular function: tripeptide transmembrane transporter activity; dipeptide transmembrane transporter activity. The record is from RefSeq and is a predicted model, not a curated record. Gene Ontology annotation, biological process: dipeptide transport; transmembrane transport. The coding region runs from base 1 to 1779 and encodes 592 amino acids. NCBI's taxonomy places the organism in Eukaryota, Viridiplantae, Streptophyta, Magnoliopsida, Fabales, Fabaceae. Gene Ontology annotation, cellular component: membrane. The transcript has 4 exons.
AUGGAAGAGGGAAGGGUGGUGAGUGAGUACACUCAAGAUGGCACUGUGGAUCUCAAAGGGAAACCCAUUCUCAAAUCCAAAAGCGGUGGUUGGAAAGCUUGCUCUUUUCUUCUUGUAUAUGAGGUAUUUGAUAGAAUGAAUUAUUAUGGGAUUUCAUCAAAUUUGGUGCUGUAUCUUACAAAGAAGCUUCACCAAGGCACUGUGACUUCUUCUGACAAUGUCAACAACUGGGGUGGCACCAUUUGGAUUGCUCCCAUAUUAGGUGCUUAUGUUGCUGAUGCUCACCUUGGCCGCUAUUGGACUUUUGUCAUUGCUUCUUUUAUCUAUCUAUUGGGUAUGUGUCUGCUUACACUGUCAGUUUCUCUUCCAAGCCUAAAGCCACCAGAGUGCCAUGAAACGGAUGUGACAAAAUGCAAGAAAGCCUCCACACUGCAGCUAGCUGUGUUCUAUGGUGCACUCUACAUCUUAGCAGUGGGAACCGGUGGAACCAAGCCCAACAUUUCCACCAUUGGUGCUGACCAGUUUGAUGAUUUUGACCCCAAGGAGAAGGCACAUAAGCUUUCAUUCUUCAACUGGUGGUUUUCCAGCAUCUUCAUAGGGACCAUAUUUUCAUUCACAGUACUAGUUUAUAUACAAGAUAAUGUGAGUUGGAGCCUUGGUUAUGGAAUUCCAACUAUUGGCCUAGCAAUAUCAAUCAUCAUAUUCCUGGCAGGCACACCCCUCUAUAGACACAAAUUGGUCUCAGGGAGUCCCUUCACUAGAAUGGCCAAGGUCAUAGUGGCUGCUUUAAGGAAAAGGAAGGUAACUAUUCCUAAGGACCCUACAGAACUAUAUGAGGUUGAUCUUGAAGAGCAUACAAAUAAAAGGAAAUUCAGGAUUAACUCCACUCCCACAUUGAGGUUCCUCAACAAGGCUUGUGUCAAAACUGGUUCAAGUACUAGUGAAUGGAUGUUAUGCUCAGUUACUCAAGUGGAGGAAACUAAACAAAUCCUACGGAUGAUCCCCAUCUGGGUUGCUACAUUUAUUCCGAGUACAAUGCUUGCUCAGAUAAAUACCCUUUUUGUAAAACAAGGAGUUACUCUUGAUAGACGCAUUGGCAGCUUCAAUAUUCCCCCAGCAAGUUUAAUUGCAUUUACAGCUUUGACCAUGCUUAUCUGUGUUAUACUCUAUGACCGUCUCUUUGUCAAGAUUAUGCAGAGAUUGACUAACAAUCCAAGAGGGAUCACACUUCUUCAAAGAAUGAGCUUGGGAUUCAUUACUCAUCUUGUGAUUAUGAUAGUGGCAUUUUUUACUGAAAGAUAUAGACUUAAAGUGGCCAAAGAACAUGGGGUAGUUGAAAAUGGAGGACAAGUUCCUUUGACCAUAUUCAUCUUGCUUCCUCAAUUUGUGCUUAUGGGAAUAGGCGAAGCCUUCUUAGAGGUUGCCAAAAUUGAGUUUUUCUAUGAUCAAGCCCCAGAAAGCAUGAAGAGCCUUGGCACUUCAUAUUCCAUGACUACAGUAGGGAUUGGGAGUUUCAUCAGCACUUUUCUUCUCUCCACAGUUUCACACAUCACUGAGAAACAUGGUCACAAAGGGUGGAUUUUGAACAACCUCAAUGCUUCUCAUCUUGACUACUACUACGCAUUUUUGGCUGUACUAAACUCUCUGAACUUCAUCUUCUUCAUGAUUGCUACAAAGUACUUCGUGUAUAGGGCUGAAAUUUCAGAUUCCAUGAAUGUUCUUGCGGAAGAACUGAAGAAGACAGCCAAUGUGUCAAAUCAAACGAAUCUAAGGGACUAA